CCAGAUGCAAACAAAUGAUCUGGAAUCUAAAAUUUGCUCAAAAUAAAGUUUGGACCCAAAUGGGACAAGUUUUGAACCAGAACGCAUUUCUUUGCGUUUUUACUAUGGUGUUUUCAUGAUGUCAGGAAGAAGUACAACUCGAGCAGAACACACCAGUUCUUAUGUAUCGCCGACUAUUUCGCCGAAAUUAGGGACUUCCCAAACACAAUCGUCAAUGUAUGGCACCUCUGUACAAAAUAGCCCACCUGUUCGAGACUCUGCAACUUUAAAAGGUGUGAAUUACAGUGGCGCAGGUCAUGAGAAAUAUCCGUCGUGGCCGACGGCGGCCGCAGCCGAUAUACCAUUGGCAGUCAGAGGCCCUGUUACAGGAGGGUCACAUCGUUCCAAAAGCUGGACGGACCAUACCAACUACCCGAAGGAACAAGCACCAAUUCCAAUGAGGCCCUACAUGAAGAGGUCGCACGCCGCUUCUGUGGGAUCCAACACCCAGCACCUGAAAACGGUGAUGGAAAGAUCGGAGCAGAGUCGUAUCGUCACAACUACUUCUGAAGGCAUCUCUUCAACUUAUGAGCAAUUUGAUAGUACCAGGCUAAUACCUAUUCAUGAUGAACCUGAAAAAAGAAGCAGCAGCCCACCUGAACGUGAUACUGAUCAGAUGUCGUUACGAGGAUUGUCCAAAAAGGAUUUGGAGUCCUAUAAUACGUCAUAUGCAGAAUCCACUAUUUCACAGGAUACCGGAAAGUUUUCUCCGACCAGUUCCCAGUUGACCAGGGCCGAGUUGGAAGAAUACACCAGGACCUACGAUGAGGUCCUUGCAACCCAACAUGUUAAACAAUCAUCAUAUGCCCAAUCUGAAGGAUAUCAUAGUUAUGUCUCCAGUACGGAUAGUAUGUCCACUCCUUUUCUUGACAGGUUAAGAAGAGAUAGUGCCUUAAAUACCUUAUCUGGAGAAAAUGUUUCUAGGGAAGGACGUGACAGUGUAGCAACAAUUCAUUCUUGCAGCGAUAGUGUCGUCACUUCAAAUUCGGGCAGUUCUAGUGAAACUUUAAAAUGGCAUGGGUCCAUGAGUGACGUCUCUGUUGCCAGCAGUUCCAUGGGAACAGCAACUUCAAGAUCUCACAUAGCACAUAGUGCCAGAGUUAAAACUCCACAAAGACACAAUUCGGAAAGUAUUUUGUUUAUAAAUGGAGCACCAGCUAAUGGUGCUCCUGAAGAACCGACAAAACCUAGGACCAGAUUGGAUCGACAGAACUCCAAAUUAUUCCCGGUUAGCACGUAUAUGGUUAAACCUACUACGAAUGGUCAGGAGAAUAAAGCUCCAAGAUCACCUCCCCACCAAGUUCAACCAAGUGUUGCCGAACGCAUAAAUGAACUUGAACGGCAACAAUCGACCAGGUAUUCUUUUCUAGGACCAUCCAAACGUCACAAAAUCUCAGACCCGGCUUUAAAAGCUAUUCAGAAAAAAGCUUUACUUUCAUUUUACGAAAGACAUAACUCCAACAACGGCAAGAAUGCUAAUUCCAGCACUGGGCAAAAUCAAAACACAUCACCAACGAAUCAUUCUAGAAAUGAAUCGAUUGUUAGUAAUAACGUGAAUGUGAUUAAUGGAAAUGAUCCUAGUGGAAGGCAGGUGGGUUCAGCAAAGGACUCCUGGAGAAGUGAACCGCAUUUGGCAAGGCCUUUGCAGGCGCCACCUCCAGUCAAUCAGGCUAUGACUAUGAGACCCAGGACGCAUUCUUCGUCGCAAAGUUUUAGCAGCACCUCGAGGAGAGCUUCCACUGCUUCAGAAUACUCCAGUUGGCGCGAUUCUAAUGGUCAAGAACAAAAGUCAUCAACGCGUACUGAGCCCAAACAGCCACAUUCACAGAAAAUCUAA
Molecule: messenger RNA, 1876 nt
Organism: Ctenocephalides felis (cat flea)
Lineage: Eukaryota; Metazoa; Arthropoda; Insecta; Siphonaptera; Pulicidae
Product: protein Shroom-like
Exons: 10
Coding region: 116-1876 (586 amino acids)
Source: RefSeq, a predicted model, not a curated record